Molecule: messenger RNA, 13351 nt
Organism: Varanus komodoensis (Komodo dragon)
Lineage: Eukaryota; Metazoa; Chordata; Lepidosauria; Squamata; Varanidae
Gene: TRANK1
Product: tetratricopeptide repeat and ankyrin repeat containing 1
Exons: 24
Coding region: 3478-12426 (2982 amino acids)
Molecular function (GO): protein binding
Source: RefSeq, a predicted model, not a curated record
AAGUGCUUCCUGGCAUCCGGGUUGUAGUGUUACUGAUCAAAAAGCAGCUACUCAAUUUUUUUUCUGCCAUGAUGGACUUUUAUUUUGUAAGGAAGAAGAAUUAGAAACGCCAUUAGAGGGUUACAAAUUUAAAAUGGUACUUUUUGGGGCAUCAGUAAAAUGAGGUAGAACAAUUGCAUAAUGAAAGCCUUCUCUUGGAGCUCCUUAGAAUGUUUAUUUCUGAAAAGUUUCAGUUUUAACCCUGUAAGAUCUCUUCAUAUUGCACUGAUAUGAACUUGGGAUGCAUUGUUUCCAUUUUGUAUAAUCAGUAGGAAGUAACUGGAAAAUUAGAAAGGGGAAAUAACCGUUCCUUUAAUAAUUUUGUUAGCAUUUUGUUCUGUACUAGAAGAAACCAGAAAUCCCUGCAUUAUUGUGAAAUAGGGAUUUUCUUGCCAAUAAUUAAGCAGGAGAAACGGUUUACAUUGGAAAAUAAGUGGUGAAGCCAAACAAUGUUAGUAACCAUCUCUCAGAUUCUCAAGGGAUUGAAUAUUUCUGAAUAUUGACAUGAAAGCUCCAAGCUUCAAUUUUGCAAGCAGGCUGUUCUUAUCUAAAGCACAGACAUUUUGGUAAACUUCACUGUUGUCUUUAUUGCUUUAAUUUAGAUUGCCAUAGAGAAACUUCUGUCACACUGACCUUUUCAGUAAACUAACAAGCCUGCAAUAAAACAAAGUUAACUGUUUCCUACUAUUAACAUGAGGAAGAUAAGCUUAUACUGUUGUGUGACUUAAGCUGGUUCUUCUUGCCCAGUUGCCUUGAUAUCUUUGCAGGUGACUUGUUAGAAUAUAUGUUUUCAAAAGGCCCCCAAAUUGUAAGAAAACGAUUUUGCUGUUGUGAGUCAAAAGACAUGUCCAUAGGCUUGUUAGUCUCUUUCCAGCGGUUAUUAGUAUGGAGUUGAUACCUUCUAAUACAACUUCCUCUCCAUGACCAAUAACUGUACUUCCAAUCUUAUCCUCAUUGCUGCUUUGUCCAGCCCUUUUCUGAAAGAAUGGUGGCUGUGUCCCUUGAACUUUUAUGUAUUCUUUGCUUUAAAAAGAAAGUGUUUGGUCCAAAUUUAGGCUAGAAUCAUUAUUGUAUGAGACAAGGGGUUCUGCGUUCAUUUAGGUAUGUGGUUGAUGACUCAUUAAAUUCUUGAGGAUUUUCAUUGUGGGGCAGUGGUGGUGGGGAGAAUAAAGCAGGAUUUAUAGUUAUAGUUAUAUAAUUGUAAGUCCGCCUCCCCAUAAGUAGCAGAAGCCGAAUGAAUCAUGAAAAUAUGUGGCCAAGAUCUAGAGCCAUCUUUGGUGUGCAUGUAGGUUCCUGUUUGCUCCUCGUGGCAUGUUUUUCCUUUGAGCAAGCCUCUGCACCUUAUCACAAACUGCUUUUGAACGUGGCCUCAUUUUCCAAAGCAGCUUGCCAUCAAAUAGGAGGUUCUGUUGGCUGAGAAACAUGAGCAAGAAGGCCUGGGUACUGCAAGUUGUUCUCUGCAGUGAAUUUUGGUCAUCCACAUUCGCUUAAAUAAAAAACAUGCUUGUAGAAGCCAAAACAACCCUCUUGACCCUGUUUGAGGCUUCAGAGGGAAAAAAGGGGAAAUAACAGCAACAAACAGAACCGGAGCAGGGUGUGGAACUAGAUGGGGUCUGCUCAUGAAAGACACUGGACUGAAGGACCAGGGUAAAGAACACCCCUCCGUGAGGCCAGAUGUCUGCUGGGAGCACCAUGGGGUCUUCUAUGAAAGCUCCAGCCACCCUGGUUUAUUCUCAUGGUGGCUUCAGUGUCUUGUGUCUACCUGCCCAGUGUCCUUUUGUGCGGAAUUGACAUUAUUCCAGCACAGAUAUUUGCUGCUCUGUUAAUUUAUUUAAUAUAUCAAGUAAUUUUAAAGAUGCUUAGGCUGUCCAUCAGUGAAAUGAUCAUGGCAAUGUACAGUUAUAAAAAGGAACAAGCAAAAGAAUGAAAGAUAAAAUUGCGCAUUAAAAAACAGGACAGACUAGCAAUUUAAAAAUUCAGCGCAAAACUUUAUUCCCCAGAUGUUGUAGGCAAAAAGGUAUGGAUUACAUAAUAGCAAUCUCACGAAUUUAUGACUAAAAUGAAUUAGAACCUGGAUCCUUUUUAGGGAUCUCUUUUUGGAGACAAGCUAGCAAGGAGCCUUGUGUGAGAACAAAACCACAAAAUCUGUAUAAUAUCACUAGCAACAUUCUAAUGGAAACAUUUGUUAUUGCAUGCAAAUGAUUUUGUCGAAAUUUUGAAGAAAAAAACACUCAUUUCCUGCUAGUCUUCUUUUGAAGGAGGAAAUCAACAUAAAUUUGUUUUUUAGAUAAUGCUUGAAAUAGCAUGUGUAUGUAUGGUGGGAAUAAAUGACUCUUCCCAGUUCUCAGCCACAUGGUAUCCUAAUCCCUGGGAGUUAGCCAUCCUUUUUAACAUAACUGGGCUGCUCAGUAUUUCUGUAAGUCCUCAGCUACUUGAGCCAUGGUAUUUGACUCCAUUUUGUUGUGUAGACUUUAGUGCUGUCGUAAGAGCAAUAGAGAUUAUUCAGAUGUUUAGAAAGGUGAUUGGUGCAACCUGCACAAAUCUCAUCACACACGUUUUAGGAAAAGGUCUCAUGUCAAAAUCUCCCUGAUGUACCAGAGAGCCUUUAGAAGCCAAGUCAAAGGCAGAAGGGCCCUACCUGAUCUCUAAAAUGGGUUCUGAAACCAAACUAAAGGCUUUUCCCUGCAAGGCGUUUUUGUACAUUUGUGAUUUGUUGUGCGCUUGUGAAACAUUUCUGUGCAUUCUUGCUGAUGAAACUGAAGCUGUUGUACUUCUGGCGUAUCACAAGAAGGCAGCUCCUUGGAGAAGACCAUCAUGCUAGGGAAAAUCAAUGGCAGAAGAAGAGGAGGAAGACUGACUAUGCAAAGAACUUAUACAAUAAAGGAAACCACAGCCUUGACUUCACAAGCUGAACUGGGCUGUUAAGGACAGGACAUUUGGGAAGGAACUCAGUCAGAGAUGACUUGACAGCAGGGGACAACAAGAACAACAGCAUGAUCUCACAAAAGCCUGCCUGCUCUUUCCACAACAUUGGCAUCCUUCCAGGGCCUCUCCUGUAUUUUCCAGCUAUUUUUCCAGCUUUUUAAAGAGCAAGGAUAAUGCAGCACUUUUCAUGAUGAUGCCAUUAUUCACUAGGAAAGCCUUGUAUAAAAUCUAACUUCUGCUCUAUGCCACAGUUCAAACGUGUUGUGUAAUGGAGCAUAUAGAAAGAGAGAAAAACUCCAAAAUAAAAAAGAAACUUAAUUUCAGAGGACAUUCUUCAUCACAGGAAGAAAACAGAAGAGAAAGCAUUGAUAAAGCACCAGAUUAAAUGCAUCCUAUAGAGAAGCACUAAUUCUCUUUCAUUUUGUGGCUGUUUGAGAGUUUAAAGCAGGCUUCUACCUGUUUACCUGAAAAAUGAGAGACUUUACAAAAGCAUUUUUCCAUGGCUAAAAUAGAAUGGAUCCCUUCAACUUUGGCGAUCCCAUCAGUUAUGCAGAGAUAGUGAAAACACAUGGAAAUCAAGACUUCAGAAAUGGAAAUUAUUCUCUAGCCAUCAAAAAGUAUGAUGAAGCAAUGCGUGCUCUGUUAUUUUCAUACCAAACAAGUGGGGUUUCUCACCACCGAGACAUGGCUGUUUUAAUGUGCAAUCGAUCAAAUGCCUUUUACAACUUACAUAAGUGGAAAGAAGCCUUUUAUUCGGCAUGUGACAGCCUCAACUGGGAUCCAACUUACGUUAAGGGGUACUACAGAGCCGGCUAUUCACUGAUUAAAUGGUCACAAAAUAGUGACAAGGUUAGCUCUUGUGACGAGGCAGCUGGAAUGUUCUGUGAAGGGUUGAAAGUCCUCGGUAUGUCAUCAGAUGUGGGUCAAGUUUCGGAUUUUAUUGUUGGUGUCUUUUCAUGUGUUAACAAUGAAAAGACAAUUAGCCUACAGUUUGUAUCCAUCUGUAAACAACUUGUGAAUGAUUAUUACAGUUUAUCAGUUUGGCAACAGGUGAUUGAAAAGCUGGCCAGGAAAGGAUUCUGGCAGUCAUGCCUACUGUUGUCUUCUGAGAAGAACAGGUUGCCAAAGAAACUGAGAGUAACUAAUGUAUCACUGAAAGAUCUGUUUGAGAAAUAUGUUCUUUUUGGUCAAUAUGAAAAGAUGGAAAGGAUACCCAAGCUAGUGGAAUGGCUGAUAUCCAUCGGAGCCGACAUAAGAAGUAUUGGAGCCUAUCCCCUUCAUGCUGUUAUUAUCCUUUGUAUUAAAGCAAAAGGAAGCUACCUUUUCAGGUGGUUACUUGUUCAUAAGCCUGAACUGAAGGAUCUUAUCAACCAACAAAAUGAAGAUGGGUCAACCGUUCUCCAUGUUGUAGCGUCCCACUCCAAUGGAUAUUCUAUAAAAAAUCAGAUAGAAGAUGUGGUGAUGCUUCUGAAAGCUGGGGUGAAUCCACAGAUCUGUGAUGCACAGUCAAGGUCUGCUGUGGAUAUCUUAAAAAGACACAAGAAGUUCAAGGCUGUGGAUAUAAUCAGCAAGCACAUAAGCCAACAUGUGCCAUCUCCAGAGGAGUCCCCAGGGCAGACUGAGAACAAAACUCCUGAAGAUGCUGCUGCUUUGCUUCAGAAUGCUUUUGAGCAGUUCUCACAGUUUUGCUGCAUGGAAAAUAGAGCACGUAGCAUCAAAUCUUUGACACAUAAAAGCAUAAAGGAGCUUCUCAGGCUGCUGCAUACAGUAAAAGAAAUUCCCAGCGAAAUUGCCUGUGAUGUUCCUCCUGCCUGUGCCAGCAGCUUCAUAAAGCUACUGCUGGAGAAAAAAAUGUGGCAUGAAGUUCUGCUGCUGCUGACCCAAACAGCCACUGGGGAGAUGCCACCAGGAGACAGGCUUCUUCCAAACUGCGAUCUCUCCGACCUUGACAUCGGCACUGUCUUGAACCAUCUAGAUAGAGAGAAUGAAUUCCGAGAGCAGCUCAUAAAAUCCUUGAUAGACCGAGGAGCGUCGCCUGAGGGAACCGGAACGAGCUCUGGGCAUCCACUUCAGAAAUGCUUAAAAAAGAAUGACUUCACACUGGCCUGUUUGCUGCUGAAGUCCGGGGCUGAUCCGCGUUUUCUAUCUAUUACGGACGGUGAUACUCCUCUGCAUGCUGCACUGUGCAUUUGUUCUGAUAAGAAAGAUGGCAAGGGAAUUGAUAUCCUGAAAUACCUUCUAGAUUUGUAUGUUUCAUCCCCAUCCAUUUAUCCAUAUCUUCAUCCCAAUCACCAAGACAAGAAUGGAAAUACAGUAAUGCACAUUAUUUUUCAGAAAAAUCCAACCAAGGAAAUCAAGAAAGUGUUAGGCUUACUAGCCAAGUUUGACAUUAACUUUAAUAUAAGAAAUAAUGCUGGUAGAGAUGUGCGUCACAAAAAAAAGAAGAAUGAACCAAUUGUUUUAGCUUGGAAUGAAGCUCUGGCUGACAACAAGAAGAAAUAUCGACAUGAUCCAGCAGGACAGCCACCUAAACUGUCCAAGUUGAUUACAGCUUGCAACAAGUUGCAACCAACAAAUUCAAGCCAUGAUUCAACUGAACAUUCAUCUCAAAGCUCAAAUGGAGACCAAGCAAUAGGUAAUUCUCCAGAAGUAAGCACUGAUUCUGAUAAGCAGGAAGAAGCUGGAGAUGCUGAAGAAAAAGAUUCAGCAUUUAGGUGUUUAGAUAAGCCAUUAACUCUUCAAGAUGGUCUUGUACAAGGAAUUGCACAAUUAAUCCAGAAACUUGUAUUGGGUGAAGUCUCACCAAAAAUGAAUUCGGUAACAUCUGAGGCCGCAAAACCACUGUCUACAGUGUCUGACUCUGCAGAUAAAGAGAAUGAAUGCCAACAGACUUGCGGCCAUGAAGAGUUGGCUUAUGAUGGUAAAGAGGAUCCUUUCCCAGACAAAGAUGAUCCUAAGAAGAAUAAGGCCCAUGAUGAGGCCAAGGGAGGAGAAGAAGCUGCUGCUGCUGAAGGUGAUGAGCCAUUUCAGGAAUUUGAGGUGCCUGGUCAGGACUUUGAUAAUAUGACAUGGGAAAUUGAGUGCACAUCUGAAACACUGAAGAAGUUGGGAAGCAAAAGCAUCUGUCGCUAUAUGAAGAAUAAGGUAAUACGCAUCAUUCAACAGCUGGGGAAUGGAGAAUGGACCAAGGGGCUACAAAAGCAGCUGAAACACUUGAAAGGGGACAUUCAGCUCUAUGAAGCCAAGUUAGACAAAGGAGCAAGGAUGCUGUGGGAGCUUGCAAUAGACUUUUCUCCUCGUUGCAGUGAAAAUGCAGAAAAGAUAAUAGAGAAUGACCAGUCUACUCAUCCAAUGGAAAAGACUGGAAGAGUUUACACAGAAAUUAUUCGGAUAUGGGACAUUGUACUGGAUCAUGGCAAACUCAACCGGACCAUUGAAACGAUAUGUACUGCAUACAAUCGAGGGCUUUCUUGCAUCUUGAGAAAAAAACUGAAAGGUAUAAAUGGUGGCCUGAUGUCUUCCAACUUGAAAACUCAAAAGCGCAUUCCUCGCAUUUAUGUCGAAGACACCAAGGCACAAAAAUCAGAAGAUGCUGUCCUGCCUGAAUACUUUCCCCCAGCAAGUGCAGUAGAGACUGAAUACAAUAUAAUGAAAUUUCACAGCUUCAGUACAAACAUGGCCCUUAACAUCAUAAGUGACAUGUCAUCCACUGUGGAGUACCCCUUCAGAGUGGGUGAGUUGGAGUAUGCUAUCAUUGGCUUGAAUCCCAAGCCAUUGGAGCCUAUAAUCUUAAUUGGAAGAAGUGGGACAGGAAAGACUACAUGCUGCUUGUACCGGCUUUGGAAGAACUUUCACAGUUACUGGGAGAAAGCAGAGUUGGCAGAAUGUCCAUUGCUGGUCAGGCAAGUAUGGCACAGAUUAAAAUUCGAUAUGCAGUUGAGAAACAAGAGCAUUCAGGAAGAAGUUCAUGAAGAAAAACAAGAUAGCUAUGCCUCCAUUGAUUCAGAACUGGAUUCUUCUUUAAGUACAGAUAAUGAACAUGAAGAAGAGGAAGCUCCACAGUGUUCCUCAAAUUUGGGGGAUUCAGAAAUGAACUUAGUACAUGACAGUGAUGAGGAAUAUACAGUGGAAGAAUCUGACAAACUGGAUCACUUGCACCAAAUAUUUAUUACUAAAAACUAUGUUCUGUGCCAAGAAGUCCAGAGGAACUUCACUGAGCUUAGUAAAUCUUCCAAGGCUACCAGUCACUUCAAACCACUGGAAGCAAAUGUUUACAAACUUCAGGAUGUUAAAGAUGAAAACUUUCCUCUCUUCCUCACAUCCAAACAGUUGCUGCUCUUACUGGAUGCCUCUAUGCCUGAGCCAUUUUUUCUUCGGAAUGAAGAUGGAAGUCUUAAGCAUACCAUUGAUGGAUGGUCCACUGCAGAAGAAAUGGUCAUCUCAAAUUGGCAAGAGGAAGAGGAGGAUCUUGAUGUAGAAGCAGAUCAUGAUGAGGAUGAAAAAGCUACAGAAGGUCAUACAAGAGAGUGUGAUCCUCGAGUCUUUGUGACUUACAAUGUAUUUGUCAAUGAAAUCUGGCCAAAGAUGGUAAAAGGCAAAUGUCCCUACAGUCCAGCUUUGGUUUGGAAAGAAAUAAAAUCUUUCCUGAAAGGGUCAUUUGAAGCACUGAGCAGCCAUCAAGGCAUACUUACAGAGGAAGAAUAUAAAAAGCUGGGCCGGAAGAGAUGCCCAAACUUCAAAGAAGAUCGUUCUGAAAUUUAUCAGCUCUUUUGUCAUUAUCAGCGAAUAAGAUCACAAGGGAAUUAUUUUGAUGAGGAAGAUGUUCUCCACAAGUUGUCUCAGCGGCUUUCAAAGCUCACUGAGCUACCAUGGUGCAUCCAUGAACUUUAUGGGGAUGAAAUUCAGGAUUUUACUCAGGCAGAGCUGGUGUUGCUGAUGAAAUGUAUCGAUGAUCCUAAUGCAAUGUUCCUGACUGGAGACACGGCACAGAGCAUCAUCAAAGGAGUCGCUUUUCGUUUCAGUGACUUGAGAUCACUUUUCUACUAUGCCAGUAAAAACUCAGAUGACAAUAAGAAACAGUGUACUGUUAGAAAACCGAAAAGGAUAUAUCAACUUUAUCAGAACUACAGAUCUCACUCAGGGAUUCUCCGCUUGGCCUCAGGAGUUGUUGAUUUGCUUCAGUAUUUUUUCCCAGAAUCUUUUGAUCGACUACCCAGGGACUCAGGCCUUUUUGAUGGGCCCAAGCCCACUGUGUUGGACUCUUGCAGUGUUAGUGAUCUGGCAAUCUUGCUGAGGGGUAACAAAAGAAAAACACAGCCAAUAGAAUUUGGCGCACAUCAGGUGAUACUCGUAGCAAAUGAAAUGGCAAAGGAAAAAAUUCCUGAGGAACUUAGUUUGGCUCUUGUGCUAACAAUUUAUGAAGCAAAAGGCUUGGAAUUUGAUGAUGUGCUCCUUUACAACUUUUUCACCGAUUCAGAGGCCUACAAAGAAUGGAAAAUAAUUUCUUCAUUUGUGCCUCCCUCUCAUUUACCUGAAGAAAAUGAACUGAUCAUUGAGACACCCUUUGAGAAAGAUGUGGAUCCUCCAGGAAAGCAUUCUACUCUAAACCCAGAAAUGUACAAGAUGCUUAAUGGAGAGCUAAAGCAACUGUAUACCGCUAUUACAAGAGCCAGAGUCAAUCUGUGGAUCUUUGAUGAAAACUGGGACAGGCGCGCACCUGCGUUUCAGUAUUUCAUGAACCAGGAAUACGUUCAGGUUGUCAAAACAGAUGAAAAUAAAGACUUGGAUGAUAGCAUGUUUGUUAAAACAUCAACUCCUGAAGAGUGGGUUGCACAAGGAGACUAUUAUGCUAAACACCAGUGUUGGAAGGUGGCUGCAAAAUGUUAUCAAAAAGGAGGAGCGACUGAAAAGGAAAAACUGGCCUUGGCAAAUGAUGCUGUGCUUAAAGUUAAAUCCAAGAAAAUCAGCCCCAAAGAGAAACAAAUGGAAUACCUGAACCUGGCGAAAACCUACCUGGAAUGUGGAGAACCAAAUUUGGCACUUAAAUGCCUGAUUCAUGCCAAAGAGUACAAGCUUUGUGCACAGCUUUGUGAAAAAGUAGGAAAGGUGAAGGAUGCUGCCCUUUUCUAUAAAAGAGGACAGUGCUACAUGGAUGCAGCCAGGUGUUUUGAACAGAUCCAGGAGUUUGUUCUGGCACUUCGAAUGUAUUGCCAGGAUGAAAAAUAUGAAGAGGCAGCAAUGACUGUCGAACGAAUCCAAAGGAGCAAGCAGCUGUCUCCCAGACUUGCAUACACAGCAAACCAGUUCUAUUUGGAAGCAGCAGCAAAGCAUUUGCGUGCAAACAAGAUCAGUGAAAUGAUGGCGGCGCUCUCUCACCUCGACACUGAAGACCAGCUUGUGUUCUUGAAAGCGCACAAGCACUUUUCUGAAGCAGCGGACCUUUUGAAGAGAGAGAACAGAGACGAGGAGGCUGCACAGCUGAUGAAACAGCAUGGGUUUGUGCUGGAAGCAGCAAAGCUUACUAACCAAAUGGAUUUCCGAGCAUCGUGCUUGCUUGCCGCAGCUCGCCUCAGCCGGGCUGGCUUUUAUCAACUGAAAAACUUAACAGCCAUCUUGGAAGAAGCUUUAGAAUUGAGUGAGCAAACAAAACAGAAGUCUGUCAAUGCAGAGGCAACAUAUUUGUUGGGUGUUUUAAAGAAAGACUUUCAUACAUUGGAAAAGGCCUUCUGGAUGUUUUUGGAAGUGAAUCACAAUGCUGGUGCUGUGGAAGCUGUCUUUGAGGCAACUCGCUGUGAAGAAAAAAGUGAAGCCAUCCUGAAAUUAGCAUCAUGUGGAAUUGACGUACUUCUGAAGCUUGUCAAAGCUUUCCGGAAGGCAGGCACAAAUGCUGAGAAAGAAAUGGUGAAGUCAUGCUUUGAAUACUUUGCGAUUGUGCAGGUAGAUGAGGAAUUUUGCCAGGUAUCCCAGAAAGAAGGUGGAUAUAUUCUAAAGUUUUCAAUGGAGAAUCCCAGUCCAAGAGAGAAGAAAACAAGUGACCAGUUCACUGUUAGCCUGGAAGAAAUGAAAACUGUACUGACAAAGCAUUUAUUGAGCAGGCUGAAUGCUAUUGCCCACCGUUUGAUUGAUCUGAGCUUCCCCAAUAUGUGCAUGAGAUUCAUUGCAGGUUUACAGUGCGAGGAUGAAACCUGUGAAGACUUCCACAGAGUUUUGUUAUUUCAUGAGAUAAAAUCUAUAUUUCAGUGUAAAAUGCACCUGGCUGCAAUAAACAAACUACUGUUAGAAGGCAAGCAGAUGUUCCCUAAAGAGAUGCUUCAUGAGCCCAAUGCUAUUGACACACUGUUGACUGCUGAUAAGUAUGCAUUGUGCAAAUCCCUUAUAAAUGCCAUCUUUCCUAAACACUUCCAUCUGAGAAUGGUGUCCAAAAGCCCAGCAUCAUGUAAACACACCUUGAGUCUUCACAGGCGUGACUGUCCAAUAUCCAGUUCUUGCAGGAUGGUGCUGAAGGAAUACAUCGAGUCUGAAUUUAAAAAUGAGACUGCCCAAAACAGAAGAGAAUCUACUGAUUUAUGGCUGAGGGCAAUGCAAAUCCUUGCCUUAACUUCUCAUUAUCCAGACGUGUUUGAGAGGUUUCUGCUCAGAGAAGAAGAUGCAUAUAACAGAGCGCUGAAGACACUGGAGGAAAGGGGGAGAGGAAGAUCUAAAGGUGUAGAGGGCAGAUACGGUAUGUUGGUACCUGACAAAUAUGCAGGGAAUGCUGAAAGCAGCCAUCUGUGUUUCAUUCGACUCCUGCAGGCAUCCAUGGACCAACUCUACGUUCACAGAAAUCCUGAGAAGUGUAGAUGGCUGUUUUAUCGUUUCAUGAAUGUCUUGGUGAAGAAAUGCAUCAGCCCUCUGAUUCCAAGCAUAGGGAACACUGUGACUUUGCUGGAGUUUCAGUUUAUCCUGGGCUGUGCUGUUCUCAUGCGCCUUUGCAGAAGCAUGACUCUUUGUCUUCCCAAGAGCUACAUUGCUCUCUUUCACUUCUGGGACUUUUUAUUUGCAAGGAAAGAGCGACACAGAGAAAUCUUUUCCAUUAUACAGGACUAUAAGCCGGAGGACACAAGAGAAGCCAUAUGGAAAUUUAAAUUUCAUCUGAAAUAUUUGGCUGAUGUUCUGUGUAAUUAUGAAGAUUUCAGUGUACUUCUGGAUGCUUUUCAGGACCCAGACUGCAUUGUGUCAGGAGAAGCUGAGCGUACUGUGGUGCUUUGCUUAGUGAUGUUAGUAAAUGCCGAUCAAGUGCUUAAUUGGAAAUAUAAAUCUAUUUUAGCUGAUCAUUUUCCUAUCAUCAAGGAAAGCCUUAUGGAAAUGAAGAAGACGUGUCCUUCCAAAGUGCCAGAAAGGUUGCUUCACAUUGUGGAUCUGAUGAGUGAGACCUCUGAUGUGAAAGAAGUUGUUGAAGGCCUCAAGGAGCUGCUGUUUAAACGAGAUGAAGAAUUUUUAGCUGACUGUUGUUGGAGGUGGGAUCCCAAAGCACCGUGGAGCACAAGACAUGAGGAGAACAAAGUUAUCAGAGGUAUUUAUUACAAAGUAGCAGACCUGGACAGAUUUGCAUAUACUGGUGGAGAGGUGGACUAUUUUGAAGAGCCAGAAACAGACUUGGAAAAGGACAUCUAUGUUGAAGAAAAGGAAGAUCCACUAGCCAAUAUAGCAUCAAUACGGCAGCAGAAGCAACAGCAAAAAGCUUCUGCCAAGCGGAAGUUGCAGCGCCUUUUCCAGUUUGUCUGCUAUCUUGUUAGAUGGAAAAGGAUUGCAUGUACAAAACCGGAGUCUUCAGAAAUGGCACCAGGAAUCUUUAAAAGAGCAGAUAUAGACCAGACACAGUGUGACCUCUGUGGAGUCAAAUUUCUCCCAAAUCCUUCAAACUUCAGUUCUCGGACAGAACCUGCAGAAACGACCGCACCAACUGAGACUGAUUGGGAAGACGGUGAAAUCUUUGCAACUGGAGAAACGUUUGAAAGUCAUGUCAACCUGGAUGAACAUAAAAAGAAAUCUGCCUCUUACCAAAAAUAUUCUGAGUUUUUCAAAAACAUGGUGGAACCAGUGAUACAUGAAGGGAUGAAUGUGAUAGAAAGGAUUAUGCAGAAUACCCACAUCAAAGGGCAUUUUGCAACCAAUGAACAGUCUUCUGUGGAACAAAGUAAAAUCCAAGAUGCUAUUCAGAAGAUUUCUGAUUCAGUAGAGGACAUCUACAAGAGGAAAGCCUGGGCAGAUGCUGAAGAGACCUUGUCCAAGUUGGCUAAAAAUUUGAAUUCUAAUUUAGACAAUGGUAUAAAAUGGCUGGAGAAAGCAGAAUCCUACCUACUAAAGGAGGAAGAAUUUGAUGAUGACAAAGACAUGGACAAUGAAGUGAAAGGUGAAGAAGUAACCUUUGAGGAACUGCAUCGCAAAAAGCCAUUGAGAAAGAAGAGGAAAUGUAAAAAAUGAAAUGUUAAGUGCUGUGAUCUAUACCUCCUUUGAUUUCAACAGUAUUUUAUUUACAGUUUUAAAACCUUACCAUUAAAGUCUAAAAAUACACACAAACAGAAAAUAGAAUGUGAAGUGUACCGGCAACAUUUUUUCUCCUACAGGAGUUUGCAUCGAAUACCAGCUGAUAAUCAUUGGAGUCUGAUUUUAAACAUACUCAGAGAAGCGGGAUUUUGGGUACAAUCAACUCAUCAACAGUGAAACAGUCCAGUAGAAGUCAUUUGGCAGAAAGCCCCAAGUCUUAUUUGGUAGGGAAAGGAUGCUUAGCCCCUUACAACCUCCCCCACCCCCUGUAUGCGCACAUUUUCCAGUGAAUACAGGAGUUAUUCUAAGGAAAACACUCCCCACUCUUCUCAAUGCCAGAUUGCAUCCUCCCUCUGGUACUCUGCUUUUUUGGCAGAGGUUCAGGAUUAUAGAUCUCCAUCACAUGUUGAAUUGCACCUUUAAAAAAACCAAUGCAUCAGUCACUGGUAGAGGAGGAUGAGGAAGAAUCUUCUCUACUUUCAGUUCUCAGCUUGAAAAAUAAAACAUCUUUACCUACCUGCUACAGUAGGAACAGCCACAGCAAGAAGUGGGAUUUUCAUGCUGAAUAAAAACAUAACAUUUUAAGGCAUUAAACAAGUGGAAAUGCCGCUGUGAAUUUGUGAGAACCAUGCUUGCCGUUUUACCUGGAGUCUCAGAAACAGGUUGGACUCAUCCAUGGUGCUUAUUUUUCUCAUUUGUUUUGAUAUUAAUUAAUUUUUACAUAUGUCUUAAAUUAUGUCUCUUCACAGUUACAUUGUUGUAUAUGUUUUAAGUGGAAAAUUUUUUACACAUUUCAGAUUCCAAAAAUAAAGUGUAACAUGGCAUUGUUUUAAAAAGAAAAUAAACCAUGGUGAUAUUAUAA